Helianthus annuus (common sunflower) is the source of this 3977-nucleotide messenger RNA. RefSeq lists its product as uncharacterized. The transcript is spliced from 3 exons. The record is from RefSeq and is a predicted model, not a curated record. NCBI's taxonomy places the organism in Eukaryota, Viridiplantae, Streptophyta, Magnoliopsida, Asterales, Asteraceae. Bases 2720 to 3640 code for a protein of 306 amino acids.
CAGUUACCUACAAAAGAAAGAAAGUUGAGAAUAAGAAUAACAAUGCCGGGAUAUUUAUAUUUGUGGUGACUAAGGUUUUCUUCUUAAAGAUAAUGUUGAAAUAUACCUAUGUAUAAGGGAUAUGCCACCAGAAUUAAGUGAAAAAAUCUAUCUUCAGUUGGAGAUAUGUUAGUUGAUGAAGUAUAAUGUUUAUUAAACGUACUUACUUAAUGUGUAACAAAACCGGGUUCAGGUUAUGCAUCCGACUUUAUAGAAUUAAUUCGGAUCAGUCUUAUUAGGAUUUUUUUUUUGAAAGGUAACUAUCAUUAACACAACUACCGACCCAAGCCGGGCCGGCAAAGAACAACAACUCCAAUUACAUAUUUACAAAAGACAACCAAUCCCUCCACUCCAAAUCUUUGUAUUUCGAUCUAUAGGAAAACCAUAAAAAACCCAAAGCCUUAAUCUCACUCAAAAUGAUCACUAUUCUAAUCGGGGUAUUGGAGAAUUUAGCAUUGUUCCUAGCUCGCCACAAGCUCCAACAACCAAUCAAUAUAAUUCCUUGAACCGCUUUCUUUUUCUUCUCCGUUGCAUCGAGGUCUUUGAAGAUAGUUAAAAGGUCUUUGAGAUAAAAAGCGAAAAUGUUAGGGAUCUUACACCAAACACUUACACCAUUCCAAACAUUUGCGGAACUAAUACACGUAUUAAACACAUGGUCGACGGUUUCUUCUUCCGAGUUACACACCGGGCAUAAGGUUGAGUGGACACCUAUAUUUCUCCUUAUUAAGGCUUCAGCGGUAGGAACUUUAUCCAUCUCCAUUCUCCAAGCGUGUAUGUUAACUUUUGCGGGGACCCAUUUGCACCAACUCAAGAUGAAAGAACUACCUUGAACCUCCUCCUCUUUCAACAAUCUUUUAACGGAUUUAACAGAAAACGUACCUGUCGGGUCUGCACUCCACUUCCACCGAUCUGAAUAUACCGAGAUCAGAACCCCCGCAAGGUCCGAUUGCAGCUGAAAUAGGCUCGAGACUUGGCCAGCGGCUGCAAAAUCAGAACGCCAGCUCCAGUGAAACUGAACCACAUGAUCGAUUAGCUUAAUUCUAUCGGCCACACAACAUUUCUUUUUAACCUCCAAGCUGAAUAGAUCGGGAUAUAUGUUUUUAAGAGGGUCAUUAAACAGCCAGGGAUCUAACCAGAAAGAUAUAUCCUCGCCAUUACCCACCGUACCUCUCAAAAAGCUUCUUAGAGGCCGCCCUCCUACCUUCGUUUUGAUAAAAUUCUUUGCUAUGUCAAGCCAAACACCGGAGCUCGUGUUUUUAAAAGGAAUGCACUCCCAACCCACCCGACUCGAAUGGGUGGCAUCAACGACUCUUUUCCAGAGAUUAUUCUUCUCAGUCUUGUACCUCCAACCCCAUUUGGAUAACAAAGCCGUAUUGAUCACAUCUAACUUAUUCAAGCCCAAACCUCCAUUUUUCUUGUGCCGAGAAACCUUCUCCCACGCAACCCAAUGCAUCUUUCUUUCUUCCAAGUUACCUCCCCACAAGAAAUUUUUUAUCAUAGACUCUAAUGUAGCAAUCACUUUCUUUGGAGCUUUAUAAAGCGAAAAGUAAUACGUUGGUAAACUUUCCAAACCGAUUUUAUGAGCACCACCCUUCAACCAAUAGAGAGAAAUUGGGAUUUCCAUUUUGCAAGCCGUGCACGGAAAGUGUCACAAACCGGUUGCCAAUUAGAUAUCUGCUUCAUAUUCGCUCCGACUCUGAGCCCAAGAUACUUAAAAGGCGGACAAUCCGGAAGCCCUUUCGUGCAUGAUCGAGAGCGCGAAGGAAGCUGAUGUGAUUAGAGGUAUUAAGUUAUCUAACAAUGGUCUGUGUAUCUCUCACUUUCUUUACGCGGACGACGCUAUCAUGAUGGGGGAUUGGUCUAGGAAUGAGGUGGUGAACGUGGUUAGAAUUCUUCGGUGUUUCUACUUAAGUUCGGGGUCUCAUUAGGAUUAAAGUAACAAUUGGCAGUUUAAAAAAGUCCAACUCCGUUAUUUUUACUACAUUAAUUAACACCUUUUGUCCCCUCACACAUUCAUUAUUCAACUUCUCUCCCUUUACUCUCUCUCAAUGGCUCUCAAAUUUUGUCACCCAUCUUCGAUCACUCUUUCUUCCCGUUAUUUUCGUCUCUCCCUCUCUUAUACCACUCUAGAAGCAAUUUUUCUUACCAUCUUUCUCAUACCAUCGUAUGAAUUGUAGCAUGAUUUAAAUUAUAAACAAUUUCUAUUUUGCAUUUAGUGUUUCAGUUUCUAUUUUGAUUCCUUUAAAGAUUUCCGGUAGAACGGAAUCAUUAUUAAAAUAUAUUAAUUAUUUUAAUUUUAAAACCAUAUUAUAAGACUAAUUUUUUAUGUUUAACGGUACCACAUUUUAGAUUUUUAAAAUUUCGUUUUUGUAUUGAUCUACAUUUUGUAAGUUAACACGUUAUAAUUUUACGUUUACUUUUUAUUCGGUUUACAACGCGGUCGUAACAUGCUUCUCGUUAUAUCAUAUAAAAUCGAAUUAGUUAAGAGUCGUUUAAUAAUUAAAUAAUUAUAGCAGCAAAAGUUGAACAUUUAUAUAGCUGGAACCACUAUCACCGUCACUUUGUCCAUAUUAAUAAACCCCAAAAUUCCAACCUUUACCAGCAAGACUUCCUCACUAAAACAAACCCACACCCAUUAUCCCCCCAUCUUCUCCAAUCUCCAAUCUCAUUCACAGCAAUAAUGUCAAUGCACGCAAAAACCGACUCCGAGGUAACCAGCCAGACCGCAUCAUCCCCAACCAGAUCACCACGCCGACCUGUCUACUUCGUCCAAAGCCCAUCACGUGACUCUCACGACGGCGAAAAAACCACUAACUCAUUCCACUCAACUCCGGUUUUAAGCCCCAACGGCUCACCGGGUCGCCACUCCAGAAACUCAUCUUCUACCCGUUUCUCCGGGUCGCUCCGACCCGGCUCCAGAAAAUCCAGCCAACAACUCCAGCCGGUGAAACACGGCAAAGGGUUCGAUGCAAUUGAGGAAGAAGGGUUGGUUGACGAUGAUCACCGGAGAGGGAUCCCACGUCGGUGCUAUUUUUUGGCGUUUGUUGUCGGGUUUUUUGUUCUGUUUUCGUUUUUUGCGUUGGUUUUGUGGGCUGCUGCUAAACCUCAGAAACCGGAUGUUGUGAUGAGGAGUAUUUCGUUUGAUGAGUUUGUGGUGAAUGCUGGAGCGGAUGCGUCUGGAGUUGCUACUGAGAUGGUGAAUAUGAAUGCUACGAUUAGGUUUAAUUUUCGGAAUCGGGGUACCUUUUUUGGAGUUCAUGUGUCGUCGACGCCGUUAGAUCUGGCCUACACGGAGUUAACCCUAGCUUCUGGAACUAUCAAGAAAUUUUACCAAUCAAGAAAAGGGCACAGGCUAGUAAGCGUAAAUUUACAGGGCCGUGGCGUUCCAUUAUACGGUGGGGGUGUAAACUGGAGUAGCCAAAACGGCAAACUGACCGCACCAGUGCCGCUGAACCUUAACUUCACGGUUAAAGCCAAGGCUUAUGUUCUCGGCAAAUUAGUUAAACCCAAGUUCCAUAGAAAGAUCUCUUGUGCCAUUGUUUACAAACCCACCAAGGUCAAUGUACCUAUUUCGCUCAAGAACGCUUGCAACGUUGAGUAACCAUAACAUAUAUCAAAACGUCAAAAGUGGGAGGUCAAGAGUUCGAACACGUAUUUAUAAAAAUAUACUUUCGGUGUGUAAAUUAUAGUUAGUUUUUGUUUAAUUGAUUGAAGAUAAGAAACUGAAGGAGAGGAAAUGAGAUGGGUGGGCUCGGGCAGAUCUGAAUAUUACGGGUAGUCGUCAAUUAGCAGGGCAGCUGAUGACCUGGUACUACGGUAGGUGUCGGUGGGAAUUGGAACUGAUCUGUAAUUGUUGUAUUUUUUUAUUUUAUUUUAUUUUCUAACUAUUUAAUGAAAAACUUAUAAUUUUAUAGUACCACUACGUUAUGAUUCCUGCA